CAGCCGCUUGGGAGGGAGUAGAUAGACCAGGAGAUAGACAGGGAGAAAUGGCGCCUCGAUGCUGCGCUCACUGAAGCAGUGUUUGGAGCCGGUUGGAGAGAUUCGGUGAAGACAGUUCAAAGGAGAGAAACAUGGAGAAGACGAGGAAGAGCCCCCGGACACGGAGCGGCGCCUUCAUCUCCUCCAGGACGCGAUCGUCAUCGAGAAAAGAGAGAAACUCAGAGGAACAUAAGGAGCCCAGCAGUGAUGCGAGCAGUCCCAACAGCCCACGGUUGGCACCCCCUGCCAAACGAACGCGCCGGCAGACAGCCUCCGAGCCAAGCUCCAGUGACACUUCGCCGUCCCCUCAGGCAAAGGGCCAGCGGGUCAGCUGGGGCUUGCCAACCUACCGCACCCGGCUGUCUUCUCGCAUAAUGCAAAAUGGACACGCGCAAAGGAAUCACAGGAGCGAUGAGAGCGGAGGGGCUGAUCACUCCCGAAUGAACGGCCACGUGGAGCUGAAGAGGAGCUGCCGGGUGAGGAAGAGCCAGUUCCAGCACCUCAAUCAGAGCCUGCUGUUCGACCAGCUGGUCAACAGCACCGCCGAGGCCGUUCUGCAGGAAAUGGACAACAUCACCAGCAUCAGGCAGAACCGUGAGCUGGAGCGACUUCGCAUGUGGAACGGAGAAACGGAGGAGGAAAAUAUGGACAUGUAUUCUCGGGUGAAGCGCCGAAAAUCGAUGCGUAGGAGCACUUUCAACAUGCCUGCGCACCACAAAGUCAUGAGCAAGGAUGAGGAAGAAGAGGAGGAGGAAGAAGGGACAGAAGGUACAUCUAAAGCNACUUCCUGCCUGGUUCCUUCA
Messenger RNA from Poecilia latipinna (sailfin molly), 842 nucleotides. RefSeq names its product ATPase family AAA domain containing 2B. The record is from RefSeq and is a predicted model, not a curated record. The annotation marks the transcript as partial. The transcript is spliced from 6 exons. Lineage: Eukaryota; Metazoa; Chordata; Actinopteri; Cyprinodontiformes; Poeciliidae.